AUGCCUUAUUUCGCAAACUUAUGCCACGGCUGGCCGCGCGCAAAGCAGAACCCAGGCGAUUGGAGAGACGAAGGCAUAGAAUAUCUAUGGGAUCUCCCCGCCGCAGCCUCAAAGGGCGACACGCACGCCUGCCACCCCCGCCAACGCGCGCCAGCGCAAUACCUAACUCCUACGAUCCCGCAAGAACCAGGUAGCAAGCCACCCCACCACGACGCGCCGGCCCCGAUGGCAACGGCUGCAGCCGGGUCGUCCAUAACACUCAUGUUCGGCGGCAACGGGCACAGUCGGGGUAAUUUCGGUGGCGUGGAGAAGGGCGAUCCGGGGCGCGUGUCUGUGUACUGGGCUGGUAGUAAGGAGAAGGAGAUUGUGGAUGUGAAGGAAUUGACAAAAGAGAAUCUUGUGCAGGAUAAUGGGUUUAGUGAAGAAAGUUUUGCGUACCCGGCGGAUCUGAAGGUAACGGCGCCGCCGGCGCUGCAGGAUAAGGGAAACUGGCAGACGGUGCAUUUGUAA
Molecule: messenger RNA, 510 nt
Organism: Alternaria incomplexa
Lineage: Eukaryota; Fungi; Ascomycota; Dothideomycetes; Pleosporales; Pleosporaceae
Exons: 2
Coding region: 1-510 (169 amino acids)
Source: RefSeq, a predicted model, not a curated record